CGAAAUGUCCUCAAAUGGCUUCUCGCCAGAGAUCAACUUGGAGAAGUUACACAAGAUGGCUGCAGAGGUGAUCCUGCUGGGGAAGUUCCUCCUCAGGCUCCUGGAUGCUGCUCUGGUGUUUGUAACCAACACACUGGCCCGUUUCCACCCGAUGCUGUCCGCUCUGGUUCUGUUCGGCCCUCUGCUGAGUCUCCGGGUGUCAAGGUGCAGCAUCUUCGCCAACAGCCACCACGACCUGUACAGGAAGUUCUUGAGGUCCACUUGGGGUUGGACCUGCAUCUACGGUUCCUUCACCCUUCUCUCCAUCUCAGCCUGCCACUCCCGCCACCUCUCUCGGAUGAGGGUUGUUGAUCUCCUGACCCUGCUGGAGGAUGCAGCAGGAACCUGUUAUGAACCUAUGACCCCCGCCCAGGAUAGUCGAGGCACCACCACCUCCUCUAUCCAACCCCUGCUGCUGCUGACCGAUGAGGACCGGACCAAGGCCUCCUGCCUAAAAGCCAACAUGGUGUGGAGGGGUUACGAAUUGUCCCAGGACAUCCUUAUUGUCUGCUUGUGUUGCCUGCUGCUUGUGGAGGAAAUGUCCAUCUUUGGUCUUCACCUGGCUCAAAGCAAGGCUCUGCAGAGGUCCCCCGGCGCCCCCCCCUACACGCUUCAUCUUUCAUGUGUAGUUCUACUCGCUGUUUGGAUGUGCCUGCCGAUACGUUAGCUUGCACACUUCAAGUUCCCGUCCCAGCAUCUGGGAGGAACUCUGAGCUACCUGGUGUGGAGAGGCCUCUAUCAAGGGUGGUACGGACUCAAACCGAGCUGGGCCUGUCCCGGUUUGCCGGGUGAGGGACGGUUUACCACCACGGAUAUCAACAAACAGCCUCAGUAGUGUGAAACCCUCAGUAGAUGAUGCUUUGGUGAUGUGGUUGUGACCUUGAAAGCUCAGGCUCAAGUUAUGGAGUCAAAACGGCUUCUGAUUAGGGGGUUGUGAAGAGUAGAUCACCUG
This is a messenger RNA of Cyclopterus lumpus (lumpfish), 991 nucleotides long. RefSeq names its product fat storage-inducing transmembrane protein 1. NCBI's taxonomy places the organism in Eukaryota, Metazoa, Chordata, Actinopteri, Perciformes, Cyclopteridae. Gene Ontology annotation, biological process: lipid storage; phospholipid biosynthetic process; lipid droplet organization. Gene Ontology annotation, cellular component: endoplasmic reticulum membrane. The record is from RefSeq and is a predicted model, not a curated record.